AUGAGUUCCUUGAAACAGUUUAUUCGCAAUGUUCGCGCGGCCAAGACGAUUGCAGACGAACGAGCAGUGAUCCAGAAGGAGAGCGCUGCUAUACGCGCCAGCUUCCGCGAGGAGAGCCAUGACCAUGGCGUCAGGCGCAACAACGUUGCGAAACUGCUUUACCUCUUCACCCUUGGCGAGCGGACGCACUUUGGACAGAUCGAGUGCCUCAAGCUCCUGGCAUCGCCCCGAUUUGCAGACAAGCGCCUGGGGCACCUUGCCACGAGCUUGCUCCUCGACGAAAACCAGGAGGUGCUAACUCUGGUGACCAACUCGCUGAAAAAUGAUCUGGGUCACUCCAACCAGUACAUCGUCGGCCUGGCCCUGUGUACGCUGGGCAACAUAGCAUCCAUCGAGAUGUCGAGAGACCUAUUCCCCGAGAUCGAGACGCUGGUUUCCACAUCCAACCCCUACAUAAGAAGAAAAGCGGCGCUCUGUGCCAUGCGGAUAUGCCGCAAGGUCCCCGACCUGCAGGAACACUUUCUCGAGAAAGCAGCCCACUUGUUGGCUGACAGGAACCACGGUGUCCUUCUCUGCGGCUUGACACUCGUCACGAGCUUGUGCGAAGCCGAUGAAGAGGAAGGGGGAGAGGAGGGUGUUGUCGAAAAGUUCCGAACAUUUGUUCCUGGCUUGGUCAAGACGUUGAAGGGCCUGUCGACAUCAGGAUAUGCCCCGGAGCAUGAUGUCACUGGCAUCACCGACCCGUUUUUGCAAGUCAAGAUCCUCCGGUUACUGCGGGUGCUCGCUGUCGGGGACGCCCAUACGAGCGAACAAAUCAACGAUAUCCUGGCGCAGGUCGCGACAAACACGGACUCGUCCAAAAACGUGGGCAACUCCAUCCUUUACGAGGCCGUCUGCACAAUUCUCGACAUCGAGGCCGACUCGGGGCUGCGAGUGCUCGGAGUCAACAUCCUCGGCAAGUUUCUCACCAAUCGAGACAACAAUAUUCGCUAUGUGGCCCUCAACACCCUCAUCAAGGUCGUCGCCAUUGAGCCCAAUGCCGUCCAGAGACACCGCAAUACGAUUCUCGAGUGUCUGAGAGACCCAGACAUCAGCAUCAGGCGGCGUGCGCUCGACCUGAGCUUCACGCUCAUAAAUGAGAGCAACGUGCGAGUGCUCAUCCGUGAGCUUCUGGCGUUUUUGGAGGUGGCGGACAAUGAGUUUAAGCCAACCAUGACCAGCCAGAUUGGCAUAGCCGCAGACAAAUUUGCGCCCAACAAGCGAUGGCACUUUGACACGAUGCUCCGUGUCUUGUCGCUGGCCGGUAACUACGUCAAGGAGCAGAUUCUAUCGUCGUUUAUCCGUCUCAUCGCAACUACCCCGGAGCUCCAGUCGUACGGCGUGCGAAAACUGUACGCGAACCUCAAAAAGGACAUUACUCAGGAGAGUCUGACGCAGGCCGGAGCCUGGUGCGUGGGCGAGCAUGCCGAUGCUCUUCUCAGCGGUGGCCAGCAUGAAGAAGAGGAGCAGCUUGUCCAGAACGUCAAAGAGAGCGAGAUUGUGGACCUGCUGGCGAUGAUAUUAAAUAGUAGCUACGCUACGCAGGUGGCCACCGAGUACAUUAUCACGGCUCUCAUGAAGCUGACGGCCAGAUUCUCGGAUGCUUCUUCGGUAGAGAGGAUACGCCGCAUCCUGCAAACCCACCAAACCAGCUUGGACGUCGAGGUACAGCAGCGGGCCGUCGAAUACAGCAACCUUUUCUCCUUUGACCAGAUCCGCCGCGGAGUGCUCGAGAAGAUGCCUCCUCCGCAAAUUAAAGAGGAAUCUCGUGUUCUCGGCCAGGCACCCACCAAGAAAGCCAAAGCAGCCAACCGGAAAUCCAGGGUUGUAAGGCCCACGGAGCAGGAUCUGCUCGACAUUAUGGAUGCGCCGGCGGUGGCACCUUCGAAUGGCUCUCAAGCAUCCAACUCGGACCUCCUCGCCGACAUUCUCGGUGGCGGCACCGCGGCACCGCCUGCGUCAUCAGCCUCGCCUGGGCCGCAGCAGUCGAACAUGUCGUCAAUCAUGGACCUCUUCGGGUCCGAGCCUGGACAGUCGAGCUCGUCGCCAGCCGGUGCCUCGGCAGGGCUGGAUCUCAUGGGCUCCGUCGCUUCCCCGCCGCCGCAGGGCUCGCAUUCGGCUUCGACGCCGACCAGCUUCCCUUGCUACGAAGCCAAUGGUCUCAACGUUAGCAUACAGAUUCUACGCAACGCCGAGGGCAUGAUUCAAGCGACGGCUCGGUUCCAAAACGCGCCGGGCUCCGCACCUCUAUCCGGCGUUGGUCUGCAGGCGGCCGUACCCAAGUCUCAAAAGAUGCAGCUCCUCAAUGUCUCGUCGUCGGAGCUUGCAGGCGGCGCUGCAGCCACGCAGAUGAUGAGAGUAUCUGGCUGCAAAGGGCCACUUCGAUUGCGCCUGCGAAUUGGGUACGCGCACCCUUCUGCCGGGCAAGUGAUCGACCAGUUCUCGCCCGGCCAGUGGCUGGACACGUAUGUGCCGGGCGUCCCCAAGCCGGGCGGCUUCACCAUCACGUCGGCGCCCUCGGCCGCGUCCGCGUCCCGACGAGACCAGUCUCGGCCCCCGUUCCUCGAGCUCGCCGUGCAGCACAGCCCCGGCAACGCCGUCGCUGCAUGGCUGUGGCAGCCCGCGCCGCGGGUCCUGGGCUGCGGGCUGCACGUGCGCAUCGGCGGCAGCUUCGUCUUCCCGCCGCCGCCGUCAUCGGCGGAUCAUUCCCUCGACGGCAUCCGCAGGGUCGUUUUCGUGGCGGGCGGCGUGGGCGUGAACCCGCUCGUGAGCAUGCUGCGAUUCAUGGCCGACGCGCGGCCCGACCUGGACGUCUGCGUCGUGUACGCCACCAAGGUGCCGAGGAGCGGGCAGCUAUGUGACGUCUUGUUCCUCGAGACCAUGGCGGAGCUCUUGGGCCAAGGUCGGCUACGGGGCACGCUUGGCCUGUACGUCACGAGAGCCCAUGGCUGCGAGGAAACAGUCCCGGUGGAGGAGGGCGUACACACGUUGUGCGGCGCCCGCGUCGACGUCUCGGCUGCGCGCCUUUCCGGCGACGAGCUUCGCCGUCUGGUAAAGGACACGGACCCCGAGUCAACCCUUGUCUACAUCUGCGGCCCGCCGGCCAUGACCGAUCAGCUUGUCGCGGCGCUCACGGCGGCGGGUGAUGUGUCGACGGUUGACCCGAGGCGGGUCAUGACAGAGAAGUGGUGGUAA
Messenger RNA from Hirsutella rhossiliensis, 3234 nucleotides. RefSeq names its product AP-1 complex subunit gamma-1. Bases 1 to 3234 code for a protein of 1077 amino acids. The transcript is spliced from 6 exons. Gene Ontology annotation, cellular component: membrane coat; AP-1 adaptor complex. Gene Ontology annotation, molecular function: oxidoreductase activity; clathrin-cargo adaptor activity. Lineage: Eukaryota; Fungi; Ascomycota; Sordariomycetes; Hypocreales; Ophiocordycipitaceae. Gene Ontology annotation, biological process: intracellular protein transport; receptor-mediated endocytosis; Golgi to vacuole transport. The record is from RefSeq and is a predicted model, not a curated record.